Molecule: messenger RNA, 736 nt
Organism: Laetiporus sulphureus 93-53
Lineage: Eukaryota; Fungi; Basidiomycota; Agaricomycetes; Polyporales; Laetiporaceae
Product: LexA/Signal peptidase
Exons: 6
Coding region: 1-693 (230 amino acids)
Biological process (GO): mitochondrial respiratory chain complex assembly
Cellular component (GO): mitochondrial inner membrane peptidase complex; membrane
Molecular function (GO): serine-type endopeptidase activity
Source: RefSeq, a predicted model, not a curated record
AUGAGGUCUGUCUGGAAGACGGGCCUUCGCCAAUCCUGGCGCAAAUUCGCAGCUGAACAUCGUAACGUGAGACGAACGCUCUCUGCGUUGAUCUGGCUGCCCUCCGCAAUCAUCUUCACGCAAUAUUUUUACACGGUCAAGUCCGUCAGAGGAAGAAGCAUGCAGCCGACGCUCAACCCGGACUGGUCGCAGUGGCGGGAUAUUGUUGUGUUUGAUCGAUUCGCAAUACGUAUCAAGCACCAAUUUGACAGAGGAGAUGUGGUUGCUUUGCUCUCACCAAGUGACUCGAAACUGAUUGUGAAGAGGAUCGUUGCAUUGGAGGGCGAUACAAUAAAGACACUGCCGCCAUAUCCCGAUGCCGAGGUCCGCGUACCGAAGGGGCAUGUAUGGGUGGAAGGUGAUGAGCCUUUCCAUUCAGAAGAUAGCAACACCUUCGGACCUGUUCCCCUCGCGUUGAUCGACUCCAAGCUAUCCUUCGUCGUUUGGCCUCUCGAUCGCUACGGGCCCUUACGCAAGCCGUCUGCUCCAGAUCCAAAGGCUCCAAGAACUCCUGCAUGGCGUCUCGAGAAGUCUGCAUCAGACCACGAGCAGUGGAGAUGUUCUCGCGUCACCAUUCAUAGAACGGAGGAUCGACGUUCUCAACCACCACAGCAUGCAAGGCCUCCGUCCAAAGUCAGCAACGAAUCUGAUUGACACAGUACCUCAAAUAGCACAUGCUGUCCAUGUCUCAGCGCCU